AUGGCCCCCAGCCAGUGCCCACUGCCCCAAGCGUCUACACUGCUGCUCAGGUCCCAGCGCCCUUGCAGCCCCGCCCCUACUGCACACAGAUCAUGGGAGUCACGGACAUUCAACACUGUAUCAAAGGGCAAGGAUGUAAAAUCCUCACUCCCGGAACCCUUCCUAUCCCCACUCGCGGCGUCCUCCUUCACUCCACCUUUGAACACGAUGCCUCCUGCACGGAAGUUGGCAGGAAGUAGAUGGCAACCAGCAGAGUCGCCAGCCACUGAAUGUGAAAGAGUAAGGGCUGAAACGAUCAUGAGGAACAAUCGUGUGUUUCAGUCCCUUGGUAUUAAUGCAACAAAGGACAUUUUGAACAAGACCACUGCAACUAAGAAGACUAUGGCUCGUGAAAACUCUGGUUCAUUGUAUGACCCUAGAGAUAGUGAUGGCAGUGAAGAGGACAAGUGUGCAAAAAAUGCACUUAACCGUGAGAAAAAGCAAGAGAAAUAUAAAGAUGAACCACCCAAUGCGAUAGAUCUUUUCAAGGCGCUACAUUGCAACAGCAAGACUGGGUUUAAUGAGUCUGCAAAGGAAGCUAUUGCUAAAAUGGAAUCCAUCGUUGCUGCACCUAUAGAAGACGGCCAAGUUUCAAAGACCCCUACUGAAGUUGUUGCUCAAGUGUUGCCGAAAUCAAAAUUUCUUCAAAAUAUUGGCCUUCAGCUAGCAGCCCCCAAGAGAAGCUCCAAAGCCAUUAAUGAUGCACGGGUUAUAGAACUUGAAGCAGAAGUUGCAGCUGGAAAGCAAGACAAAGAAGAACUAAAGGAUGAGAUGGAGACUUUGAAGAAGGUGGAGAAAUCAGAAAAUGAAAGACGCAGGCUGUUAGAAGAGACAGAGCAGUUGAAGAAGGCACAAGAUGAGUUGAAGAAGGCACAAGACGAGACGAAUGUUUUCUUUCGUCGCAUGUUCAGCAAAGAGUAA
Molecule: messenger RNA, 960 nt
Organism: Miscanthus lutarioriparius
Lineage: Eukaryota; Viridiplantae; Streptophyta; Magnoliopsida; Poales; Poaceae
Source: the annotation of a GenBank genome assembly